Messenger RNA from Symbiodinium sp. CCMP2592, 621 nucleotides. The record is from the annotation of a GenBank genome assembly. Lineage: Eukaryota; Dinophyceae; Suessiales; Symbiodiniaceae.
AUGGCCAGGCCACGUCGUGUGGGCACCAGUUGCAGGUGUGGCCUUCUUCUGUUGCUGUGUCCGGCUCUGUUCGCCUUCGUUCAAUUCCGGCCAGCACGCCCUGCGACUCGAGUUGCAGCUGCGGCGGAGUCUCGUACGGUUGCUGAAGACAAGGAGAUUUCGGACAAGCUUGAUGAAGUCCUGAAGAAAAGAGGUCUGAAGAAGGACGCCAGCCCGGAGGAAGAUGACGCCAGCUCUUUGUCGGAGAGCGCCCAAAAGGCUGUGGACAAGGCCACGGGGAAGAAGCUGAAGCGGCGCGAGCUCAAGGCCCCGAAGAAGAAGUCCAGAUCCAUUGUCAAGAAAAGCUUGGAUGAGGUGCUGAAGUCUGCCAGCGACGACGACGAGCGACCAAACUUUCUGCCAGCCAAGCGGGACGUUUACAAAGAGGUUGGCAUCACAAGACAGGAGGUGGAGAGGUAUUGGAAGCGUCGUGAUGAAAGUUCCAAGAACUUCGUUGACAAGUUUGUGGGACCGUACUUUCUCAUCAUUCCAGUGUUGGUCUUGAUCAUCUUGUACUUGAUCUACGACUCCUAUGCCAAUCCCCAGGAGUUCGUCACCGCGUCAAUGACUGGACUCGACUAG